Westerdykella ornata is the source of this 3671-nucleotide messenger RNA. RefSeq lists its product as uncharacterized. The record is from RefSeq and is a predicted model, not a curated record. Gene Ontology annotation, biological process: transmembrane transport. Gene Ontology annotation, cellular component: membrane. The coding region runs from base 351 to 3239 and encodes 962 amino acids. The transcript has 3 exons. Lineage: Eukaryota; Fungi; Ascomycota; Dothideomycetes; Pleosporales; Sporormiaceae. Gene Ontology annotation, molecular function: ATP hydrolysis activity; ATP binding; ABC-type transporter activity.
AUCAUCAGCCUCCCCGGUCGGUCCAUACACAGUAUACUAUACUCUACACAGUACCCCGUACCCUACCUAUUUCCUCUCCCCCUCCCCCUCCCCCUCCCCAGAUGGACCUCGAUGGACCUGGACCUGGAUCCGUGGACUUGAAUUGGACGGACCUGCAUCCAACUACUGCCAAUGGCCGCCUCUCCUUGACCACACCUACUCCUACACCCUACACCUACACCUGCACCUAACACUUCCGUCCAUCUCCAUUCCCUUUUCCUCCCCUCCUCCCUCUUCCCUCCUCCCCUCGUACGACGCCGUCGUUCGUUGGGUGAGGGUCGCUAUUUACCUACACAAACAAAACCUGCACCAUGGCCGCCGCACCACCACCUCACUCGUCGGCCGACUCCGACUGGGAGCGCCGAAAUGCCUCCCUCGAUGCCGCCGUCGCCGUGCUGCACUACGCCUAUCCCAUCCUUAUGCUCUUCUUCUUCCUCGCCGCUUUUACUGCCCGCAGCAUCAUCGUCUCCAACGCAACCUCAAAGGUCGCGAAGCCCACCACCACCGGUCCUGGCGGCAAACCUCUGCCCGCCACCGAUCCCACCCGUAACUUUGUCAAGAAACACGUCGCCGACGAUGUCACCCCCUCCCAGAAGCGCCUCUUCCAGUGCCUGUCCCUCGCCGUCGCCCUCACCUUCGUCGCAAACUCCAUCAACGUCAUUGUGCACGCUCUCUACGCCCGCAAGGACAACUGGUGGUGCGGCAAACACGUCGUCAUUUACCUCGUAGGCGCCUUCUUCGUCUACUGCCUCUACCUCAUCACCCUCUUCGACUCGAAGCCGAGCCCCACCAUCGCCCACCUCUCCACAUGGGCCCUAGCUACCGUGCUGGAGCUUGUCCUCCUGGCCUGCUCCAUCGCCAUCUACACGCAUCCGCACAGGGAGCCCGCCGUCGAUCCCCCGGAACCCAAAUGGCGGACACGCAUGACCGAGUGGGAGAUGGCCGAGGUGGCUGCCGACCUGCUGCGCAUCCUUUUGCUGCUGGCUCUCAUCGCAUUCUACUACCUAUUCGUCACAUGCCCUCAGCGACGGAAGAAGCACGAGGCUGGCAGUGCAGCCGAGACGCAAGCCCUGCUCGGUGGCGAACGCGACGGUCACGGCCACGCCGAAAACGGUCACGCGGCCGAGUCGUAUGGUUCGCUCCCAAGCGGAAAUAGGCCAAAGCAUUCGCACUCGGAGGGCCCCCCUCCGGCCUGGAGUCGCCCCACGGGCGCACCGUCGCGCAGCUGGUGGGAGUAUCUCAAGGGCUACCGCGUCUUCUUCCCCUACCUCUGGCCCUCCAAGGACCGCCGCCUCCAAAUCGUCGUCAUAGUGUGCUUCCUGAUUGUCGUAUGUCAGCGCAUCGUCAACCUGUUGGUUCCCGACCAGAUUGGCAAGAUUGUCAACACCCUCGCCGGCGACAGGGAGGGCAAUCCCUGGGUCCUGAUCGUCGUCUUCAUCUUCUUCCGCUUCAUACAGGGCAACAACGGCCUCCUGGGCGCCAUCCGAUCCACCCUCUGGAUUCCAGUCGGUCAGUACUCGUACCGCGAAUUGUCAGUCGCCGCUUUUGAGCAUGUGCACAGCCUCAGUCUGGAUUUCCACCUCGGCAAGAAGACGGGCGAGGUCCUGUCGGCACUGGGCAAGGGAAGUUCCAUCAACACGUUUCUGGAACAGGUGACCUUUCAGGUCGUCCCCAUGUUCAUCGACCUUGGCGUCGCCAUUGGCUACUUUCUGAUCAAGUUCGACGCCUAUUAUGCUCUCGUCAUCUGCAUCGUCACCUUCUGGUACUUUUACCUCACCAUCCGCAUGGCCCAAUGGAGAGCUGAAAUUCGCCGAGAGAUGGUCAAUGCCGACCGAGAGGAGGAUGCCGUAAAGAACGAUUCAAUGGUUUCGUACGAAACCGUCAAGUACUUCAACGCCGAAGCGUACGAGUUCAACCGCUACCGCGCCGCCGUGAAUAAAUUCCAAAAGGCCGAGUACAAGGUUCUGCUUUCGUUGAACCUGAUGAACAUCUCACAGAAUAUGGUCUUCAUGCUAGGUCUCUUGGUGACGUGCUUCAUUGCGGCCUACCAAGUGACGACAGGCCAGAUGAAGGUCGGCAGGUUUGUCACGCUCAUCACGUACAUGGGCCAGCUGCAGAGUCCUCUCAACUUCUUCGGCACCUUCUACAGGAUGAUCCAAUCGGCAAUGAUCAAUUCGGAGCGCAUGCUUGAGCUGUUCAAGGAGCAGCCCACCGUCGUGGAUAGAGAGGGCGCCGGGGAACUCCCCUCGUGCGAGGGCGAUCUCCGGUUCAGCGACGUGCAUUUCUCGUAUGACAAUCGGAAGCCGGCCCUCCAAGGUCUCGAUUUCCACUGCGCCCCUGGAACGACGACUGCCUUUGUCGGGGAGUCCGGUGGAGGCAAGUCUACCGUCUUCCGUCUGCUCUAUCGAUUCUACAACACGUCGUCUGGGAGCAUAGAGGUUGAUGGCCGCAACGUCGAGGAUCUGACCAUCGAGUCCGUCCGCAGGCACAUUGGUGUAGUGCCGCAGGAUACCGUGCUGUUCAACGAAUCGCUGAUGUACAACCUCAAGUAUGCCAAUCCCGAGGCGACCGACGAGCAGGUCUAUGAGGCCUGCCGUGCGGCCUCGAUCCACGACAAGAUUAUGACGUUUCCGGACAAGUACGAGACCAAAGUUGGCGAACGAGGCCUGCGUUUGUCUGGCGGAGAAAAGCAGCGUGUCGCUAUAGCUCGCACGAUUCUGAAGAACCCCCGUAUCAUCAUGCUCGACGAGGCCACGGCCGCGCUGGACACGGAGACUGAGCAGCACAUCCAAGAAGCGUUCACCACGCUUGCCAAGGGACGCACGAUGCUCAUCAUCGCACAUAGAUUGAGCACGAUUGUCCAUGCCGACCAGAUCCUGGUUCUGCAUCGAGGCAAGGUCGCCGAGCGCGGUACGCACGAGGAACUGCUCGAGAAGAACGGGCACUAUGCGGCCAUGUGGAAGAAGCAGAUUCGUGCCCAGCGUGCGGCCGAGCAAGCCAAGAUCCUGAAGGACAAGGCGGACCGACUACGCCGAGAAAGCAAGGAUGGGACCAUUGGGUCCGACGACGGCAGCAGUAGCCCAGACAGCUCCACUUCCAGCUCCGACGACGAACAAGGGAAGAAGGCACGUUCAAGCACCGACUCGAAGCGGCCGCGCAGCAGCUACGGUAAUAGUAGCAAGCCUGCAGGCCAUCCAUGAUGCAUGAAGCAUUCAUGAUGCUUUUCGCGGUUCCCCCCAGGGCUCCGGUCAGAAUGGAGUCGCAUUACCGUACCAGUGUACAAGACGCGUUUUCAGUCUUUCUUCAUGUCGUUCGGAAACGGCCAGACGUUGUUUAGCGAUGUUUUACACGUUGUCACGUUUGUUAAGAUUCCUCCCAUCUACAUGCCCACGGGACAUGAGGAAGGGCUUGGCGGCAUUGUUCGAUAUGGCGUUCUGCGAAUGUGGUCAUGUUUCGUUUAUCUUCUUUUUUUUUUCUCCCCUCCUCUUCUUUCCACUUUUCCGCCUUCCUUCCUUUUUUGGAUCACAGCUCAUGUUCAUGAGGGCCUCGGUUUACAUACUUCAUACGUCGACUUUACCUUUUAGCCCGAUAAUCACGUUAAUUUGCAAGCGAGGACAGGUGUUGGAGAAGUG